This is a messenger RNA of Eptesicus fuscus (big brown bat), 2788 nucleotides long. RefSeq names its product inositol polyphosphate-5-phosphatase K (gene INPP5K). Gene Ontology annotation, molecular function: phosphatidylinositol-4,5-bisphosphate 5-phosphatase activity; inositol bisphosphate phosphatase activity; phosphatidylinositol-3,4,5-trisphosphate 5-phosphatase activity. Gene Ontology annotation, biological process: negative regulation of phosphatidylinositol 3-kinase/protein kinase B signal transduction; negative regulation of insulin receptor signaling pathway; negative regulation of glycogen biosynthetic process. Gene Ontology annotation, cellular component: plasma membrane; cytoplasm; endoplasmic reticulum. Bases 220 to 1578 code for a protein of 452 amino acids. The record is from RefSeq and is a predicted model, not a curated record. Lineage: Eukaryota; Metazoa; Chordata; Mammalia; Chiroptera; Vespertilionidae. The transcript is spliced from 12 exons.
UCUCAGCUUUCCGCACGGGUUGGGAGCACCGCCUCUUCCCCGCGGCACCACCCAGAGUCCGAGCGCUCAGGCCCCGCCCCUUACGGGAGCCGAGGCGGAGGCCCCGAAUCCGGAAGAAAACAAUCCGGCGAGCCCGAGCCGGCCGGACCUGCGGCCCAAGGAGCGCUGAUCGGCCCAGGACCCGCUGGGGCGAGCCGGCCGGGUCUCCGCGGGGGCGCGAUGGAGACUGUGAACCCACUGAAACCAACCGAACCGAGAGACAGGAAGCUCAGCAUACAUGUCGUGACAUGGAAUGUGGCCUCUGCAGCACCCCCUGUAGACCUUGAUAAUCUCCUUCAGCUGGACAACCAGGACCCGAAUCUGGACGUGUAUGUCAUUGGUUUGCAGGAAAUGAACUGUGGGAUCAUGAGCCUCCUUUCUGACACUGCCUUUGAAGACCCAUGGAGCAGUUUCUUCAUGGAUGUGCUUUCCCCUCUCAGCUUCGUCAAGGUCUCCUCUGUCCGCAUGCAGGGGCUCCUCUUACUGGUCUUUGCCAAGUGUCAGCAUUUGCCCUUUAUCCAGAUCCUCUGUGCUAAAUCCACACCCACUGGCCUCUUCGGGUACUGGGGGAACAAAGGGGCCGUCAGCAUCUGCCUGAAGCUUCAUGGCUAUUACAUCAGCAUCAUCAACUGCCACCUACCCCCCCACCUGGCCAACAACGACCAGCGGCUGGAGCACUUCGACUGGAUCCUGGAGAUGCAGAAUUUUGAGGGACCUGAUAUCCCCAACAUCCUGGACCAUGACCUCAUUGUCUGGUUUGGAGACAUGAACUUUCGGAUCGAGGACUUUGGGUUGCACUUUGUUCGGGAAGCCGUAAAAAGUCAGUGCUACAGUGACCUGUGGGAGAAGGAUCAGCUCAGCAUUGCCAAGAGAUGCGACACCCUGCUCCGGGAGUUCCAGGAGGGCCCCCUGCUCUUCCCGCCCACCUACAAGUUUGAUAAGAACUCCAACAACUAUGACACCAGUGAGAAAAAACGCAAGCCUGCAUGGACUGACCGUAUCCUGUGGAGGUUGAAGCGGCAGCCCCACACUGACUCCUGUACCCCAAGGCUGCCGGCCCCCCACUUCUCCCUGUCUCUGAGGAGCUACAUCAGCCACAUGAUGUACACCAUCAGUGACCAUAAACCUGUCACUGGCACCUUUGACUUGGAGCUGAAGCCAUUGGUAUCUGUCCCACUGAUCACCCUGAUGCCAGAGGGCCUGUGGACCAUGGAGAAUGCUAUGCUUAUCAACUACUCUUUGACCCCAGACUUCCCCAGCAGCCCCUGGGACUGGAUUGGACUGUACAAGGUGGGGCUUCGCCACAUUAAUGACUACGUGUCCUAUGUCUGGGUCAGGGACAACCAGGUCUCCUUCAACGACAGGUUGAACCAGGUUUAUAUCAACAUCAGCGAUAUCCCCGAGACUGAAGAUCAGUUUCUCCUCUGUUACUAUAGCAACAGUCUACGUUCUGUGGUGGGAAUAAGCAAUCCGUUCAAGAUCCAGCCUCAAGCCUUCUUGGAGGAGGACCCACUGGGUGAAGUCCAACCACGGAUCUGAGCCUAGAUGAGGGGAAUCCAGGGCGGAGGCCAGAGCUGGCGGCCAGCUCUGCUCACCACUUCCAGGAGUGCUGGGGGCCCAGCCAGCCCCCUGAGGAGGCAGCAAGUAUCCUUCGCCUCCCAGGGGAGUUCUAGCCACACUCCUGUGCUCUCUCCAGUCCAGAUCUCUGGAAUUGGCCACUCAAAUACAGGUGUCUUGCUGAGCUGAUUGAAACCAGCUAAUCUGUCAACAGGGAAGACCUGGGGGCAGUCCACUGGAUGUGGGAGGGACCCUCCAGCUUAUAUCUCAUUUCUUGCUUUGCCCCACACACACUUCCAGUCCUGCCCAAGCAGGCCUGCCAGGCACAUGCCCCAUCUGGCACAGGCCUGCAUUCUUGUCACACCAUCCUGGGCCUCAGGCUGCCUGCGGGGGAUGGGGGUGGGGGAGAUGCUCACAUUUGUACAGGCUCCAUAGACUGGUUGGUGCAAGCAGCACUGGGCUCCAGGAGUCUUGGCAUCUCAUUGCCUGUCUCCCUGAGGGAUGGAGGAAGGUCUGGGAGCCUUGCUUUGAACAGAAGCCGUAUGACUGAGUGGGCAGGAUGGAGGGGCCCCGUUACCCAGGCUCUUAUGUAGGGGGUGUGGACAGGUUGGGUGUCCUGCCUGUACCCAUGGAGUGUGACCCAGGACGUUCCAGGACCUGAGCAGAGAAUUGGACCCAGGUUCACUUCUGCUGGUGGAUCAUGCCCCCAACCUGCCAUCUUGUGAAGGGCUCCAAGUUUUUCCACGGGGGUCUUUGUCCAGUCCAGCUCAUCUGCCCCCACCUUUGCCUGAAGUCAUUAACCAGAAACCUGCCCUCUAGACACCUGGGACCUAGAGGUGGGGCGGGCAGAGAGGAAGGCUGGAAUCAAGACGUUUUGGAGAAUCUGGCCCUGGGGGUCUUCAGGGAGCAUUCUCCAGUGCUGUGUGGACAUGGCUGUUCCUACUCCUGCCACUUGCCUCCGGCCACUGGUGACUCAACGGCCCUCUCCCAGGAAAAGACACUCAGGGAGCCUGCUCUGUGACUGUCACAUAAGCCCUGCAACCUGAAACUGAGGAACACUCCAACUGCUCUGCAUUCCGUACUCCGCCCUGGGAGCCGUGUGAACCAUCGAGAACUGGCCCCCUGGCCCCUAGCGGGCCUUGGUUCUCUGUGUUGUCUGUUACAUCGGGGAUAAUUAGAAACAUGGCUUUUA